Molecule: messenger RNA, 2430 nt
Organism: Pelodiscus sinensis (Chinese soft-shelled turtle)
Lineage: Eukaryota; Metazoa; Chordata; Testudines; Trionychidae
Source: RefSeq, a predicted model, not a curated record
ACUUCCUCAGACUUUUCAGGCCAUUUUUAAGUUUUCUGGAUAAUGAGCAGCAUAGCUUGGUUCAAGGGGAUUUCUGGAGAAAGACGAUAGUUCAGAUACAGAGAUUUAAUACUGACAUAACAGGUUAUAUGUCAAGAGUGCUAAAGAACUACAGUGACCAUGCCUGUGAUGGAGAAUAUGUCUCCCUGAGAUGUCCUCAUAGAACCACCAUCAGCAUCCAGUCUUCCUUUUAUGGCCGCAUUGUGCCAAGUCAUCAGAUGUGUCCCUCCCGAUACCUACAGUCCUAUGCAACUUUAAUUAAGGAAGAUGUUGCCUGUUCAGUUGGUACUUCCCUUCAGAAAAUGCUGGAUGAGUGCCAGGACAGACGAAGCUGCCAGUUCCUUGUCAAUAGCCGGCUGUUUGGUCUAGAUCCAUGCCCUGGAACCGGCAAAUAUCUCAUCGUUUGGUACAAGUGCAGGCCAAAUGAGUACAAGAGUAAAGUAGCCUGUGAAGAUGACAAGCUGAGGCUGAGCUGUAAGAAGAACAUGGUGAUAGCCAUUUACUCCGCCAUUUUCGGAAGAACUAAAGGCAGUAGCCUAGAAUGCCCGUACCAGAAUUUAGGGAUGCCUACGAUAGUUUCCCUUUCAGAGUGUCAGUCAGCCACGGCGCUCCAGCUCAUGACCAGGCGCUGCCAUGGGAAAAGAAGCUGCAGCGUGUAUGCCAGCACCUAUGAAUUUGGUGAUCCUUGUUACCCAGGCGUCCACAAGCACCUCAAUGUUAUCUACACCUGCGUUCCCAGGAAGCUUCUGCAUGAAACCCAGCCAAACCCAACCAACUACCAAGGAAUUCAGCAACCACAUUUUCCACACCAGCCAAGAGUGUACGAUCCUAAUGUUAUAGGAGACGGCGUGUUCUUUUCCGAUGUCUCGCCUUCCAUUAUAGAGCGCAUUCUGCCAGAGAAGAAGAAAGAGAGGGCUGCUACCUUUUACCCACUAGGCAACACCGCCUUGCUGCUUCCUGUGGAUGAGACUCAGUGGCUAGUGGCUAACAGCAGCAUGGAGCCUGUAAGUGUUAGCACAGAGAUGGCCUUGCUCAGCAACAUCCUAGCAGCAUAUUCCUUCAUCACAGAAAAUCCGGAGCGUGCUGCGCUGUACUUCGUCUCUGGCGUGUGCAUUGGACUCGUCUUGACCCUGUUGGCCUUGGUGCUGAAGGUGUCCUGCCGAACUGACUGCAAACAUUCCCCAGGGAAAAAGCCUCCUCGGGAGCCAGAGAGCGACAGCGACAGCAGCGACAGCGACGACGAUUCGGACACCACCUCGGACCUGUCGGCCCGCAGGCAUCGCAGGUUCGAAAGAACUUUGAACAUGAACGUCUUCACCUCCGCUGAGGAGCUGGAGAGGGCGCAGAGGCUAGAAGAGCGGGAGCGCAUCAUCCGGGAGAUAUGGAUGAAUGGACAGCCGGACAUCCCAGGGACCAGAAGCCUGAAUCGCUACUACUAAAAGUGUUGGGAAAUCCCACUGUUCGGUACUGCAGCCUAGGUCUUCCUGGGCCUGCUAAAGAAGAGGGGGAGGAAAGGAGUGUUACAUUGGAGUCUCCCCUUUUCCUUUCAGAAGGGCUAAAUGGAGCACUGUGUAUGGACAGCAAUAAAGCUUUCCCCUUCCCUUUUCCCCUGACAUAUUGCUACCGACACCAGGAAAAACACCCCCCAGUAUUUUCUCUUUGGAAUCAGUCUGGUUAUAGCAGAGGUGGAUGCCAGCUUCUCUUCUUGGCGUACAGUGGGUGGGAGGCACACAGUUCAGGCCCUCCCUCUCAUUCUGGAAGUUGAACGUGCUACGGUACAAAUGCUGCUCUCAUGCAUGGCUGGGAAACUAUCAGUGUUCUGCUUUCCCCAAAGAUUUCAGGAGCAUCGUAUGCAAACGGAGGCUCUGUGUCCAUUAGAGGCUAAUGUGGGGUGGGAGGGGUGAGAGGCACAAGCUCAUGAUGCGUGACUGUCUUGUGACUUUGGAAGCCACGAGAUUAACCUAGUUAAAAAUAAUUUUAUAAGAUGUGGGGAUUCUUAUACCAAGAAAUCAUCUUGGUGCUUGGACAGUCAACAGUGUAUCUUGUUAUUUAAGAUGGCGUUUUAAUCGUGCUUUUUUGUGGCAGCAUUUUUUUUUACUGACACCUCAGGGAUAAAAUCCUAUUUUUUAGUACGUUUCCCCAUCUCCUUCCCCACAAACAAACCUGCUACCAACAAUGAAAUUAUGGUAUUAUAGGAGAUGUGUCAGUGAUCAGUGAAAUGUUAAACAGCCUCAAAGAGGUUGAAAAGGGUUUUGUUUGUUUUGAGUUUAUAUAUAUAUAUAUAUAUAUUUGAAGAGGCUGCACAGCAAUGUGCCUUAUUCUUUUUUGUUGUUAAACUACAGUUUUCCAUGGAUAGUGAUGCACAAUGUUUUAUAUAUUUUAUUAAAAAAA